Messenger RNA from Didymodactylos carnosus, 696 nucleotides. Lineage: Eukaryota; Metazoa; Rotifera; Eurotatoria; Philodinida; Philodinidae. The record is from the annotation of a GenBank genome assembly.
AUGAAUGCACAAACGUUUAAAAAACAAACUCGACUUUCAUCUACAAAUUUUGUUGAAGACGACUGGGUACUCGUUGGUGAUAAUGGUGUUGUAACAAAUCGUGUUGUUGAUAAAAUGUCCUGUACACUCGAUUCGGACGAAAUGCAUAACAGCUGGAUUGCUACACCACCACUCAGUGUUCCAGUAGCAUUACAAGCAUCCAUUCCGCUUAAUCCAAUUGAUAAUCUAUUAAUUGAGCAUCCGAGUAUGUCAGUAUAUGAGCAAAUCACCCGACCUCGUCGACGAAGGAAAGUAGAAAAUAAAAACCCAAUUAACGAAAACGAUGUGGAUAGUCAACAGGAACCGGAUGACAAAAGUGAUAUAACAUUUUCUAUACAGGUUUCUCAAAGUUCUACGAACGAACAUCGUUCGCUGUCAAAAUCAUCAUCCACAUCAAAUAACGAUAUUUCUAGUCAUUUAUCGAAAUUAAACGCAUCUGAUACAUCCACAUCCAUCUCGUCUUCAUUAUACCACUAUCAUCGUCGUCGAACUCAUAUUCAUAAUCGCAAAUCAUCAUCAAAAACAAAAAGUAAACAAAACGAUGAACAACCGUUUGUUCAACGUUCACAAAAAAGCAUUUCGACUCUGCAUCACACACGAGGAACGAAUAGUAUUCGUGCUCUUCAACAACCACAUCAAAGAACACUAUGUCACUAA